This is a messenger RNA of Sabethes cyaneus, 843 nucleotides long. RefSeq names its product threonylcarbamoyl-AMP synthase (gene Tcs1). The record is from RefSeq and is a predicted model, not a curated record. Gene Ontology annotation, cellular component: cytoplasm. Bases 128 to 832 code for a protein of 234 amino acids. Gene Ontology annotation, biological process: regulation of translational fidelity. The transcript has 2 exons. NCBI's taxonomy places the organism in Eukaryota, Metazoa, Arthropoda, Insecta, Diptera, Culicidae. Gene Ontology annotation, molecular function: nucleotidyltransferase activity; double-stranded RNA binding; tRNA binding.
UUAUGCAAAUGCAAACUCGUUCCGCGGAUGAGCCCAUGACCACGUUCUAUAAGUGUUGUAAUCCUAUCUGUGGGCACAAUUGGCGGGAUUAGAUAUCAAACCGAUAUCAAGUGCUAGUAUUAGACAUAUGUGCGUAGCGGCAUCCACUAUGAAAGGAUUCGUAACAGGCAGUGUGAUAAGAAUCAAUGACGAUAAUGCAAUUCAGCAGGCUGCUAACCUGCUCGAAGCGGGUUAUGUCAUUGCUUUGCCAACAGACACAGUCUACGGGUUAGCAUGUAGUGCCAAUGAUCCCAAAGCAAUUCAACGGUUAUAUGAAAUCAAAGGACGAGAGGAGACUAAACCGGUUGCAAUUUGUGUUGCCGAGUUUCAGGACCUACGGCGUUGGGGUCAAGCGGAUCAUCUUGCCAAUGAACUACUCGGUCAAUUGUUGCCGGGAGCGGUUACCGUUGUUGUUAGCAAGUCCAUCAAUUUGGACAACCCAUUCCUGAAUCCAGGUAUUAAAAAAAUUGGUAUCAGAAUUCCCGAUUUCGAUUUUAUUAGAAACGUGUCAAAAGCUUUCCCGUUUCCGAUUGCUUUAACCAGCGCUAACAAGAGCUCGGAAAAAAGUACGCUGAAUGUUCAUGAAUUCAAAAAACUUUGGCCGUCUUUGGGAGCGACUUUUGACGGCGGACAGCUAGGUUUGCAGGAAGAGCAACGCGCUGCAUCAACCGUGAUUGAUCUUUCGCGGAAAGGAUACUAUAAGGUAAUACGCGAGGGUGUAGCCGGACAGCAUACUGUUCGUAUUGUAGAGCAGUUUGGAUUUCGGGAGCGUUCCACUUUUAUAAAUACAUAGUCAUUACUUAA